GGAAGGGGAGGAGACUGAGAUCUAUUGCACUGAGCGUCGACAGCAAAGUCCAAGGCAGAGAGGCUCGUCCCCUCAAACUGCACAAGUUUUCCUUCUCCACAGUUGGGCCAGAGUCUGCGACAAACUACCGGGCUGGGACCGAGAGGGCUGAGGCCAGUGUCUGUUUGCGACGGGACAUUAUUGCAAGUACAAUGAGUGAUCGUGCCUAUGUUCUGGUCUCCACACUCAGCGAGACGCAGGGCGUUCCACAAAGAUGUGCAGACGUUAUCAGGGAGCAUUUCGAUGUCGCCACCAUGGAAGAAUUCCUGAAGAACAAGGAGCAGCUUGAAAAUAAAAUCAAGGCUAUUUUCAUGUGGGAGUUUUGUCCCGUCGUAGAUGAGAAGCUUCUCCGCUCGCUCCCUGCCCUGAAGGUGAUCGUGAACAAUGCCGUUGGUGUGGACCACUAUGACCUGCCUUUGAUCUUCAGUUUUGGGGUGAAGGUGGCCAACACUCCUUCUGUGGUGGACGCUGCCACUGCAGACAUGGGCAUGGCUCUGCUGUUGGCGUCCGCCAGGAAUGUAUUGGAAGGUCACAGGAUUGCAACGUUACCAAAUAUUACAGUCUUUCCGAUCAACUUUAAUGGAGUGGAAGUGACCGGAGCGACUCUUGGCAUCAUUGGAAUGGGAAGGAUUGGUUACAAAGUUGCUCAGAGAGCCAGAGGAUUUGAUAUGAAAAUCCUGUACCACAACAGGAAUAGGAGACCGGAGGAGGAGGAGAAGUUGGUCGGUGCUCGCUACUGUGUGAAGAUUGGCGAUCUCCUCCAGGAAUCUGACUUUGUGAUGGUGACGGUGAAUCUGACUCCUCAAACCCGCAAACUUAUCGGGGAAAGAGAACUUUGCCAAAUGAAGCCCUCCGCUACUCUGAUCAAUAUUUCUCGAGGUGCGGUGAUUGAUCAGGAUGCUCUGGUACAAGUACUGCAGAAGAGGAUAAUUCGUGCAGCAGCUUUAGACGUGACUGAUCCCGAACCACUGCCCAGGAAGAAGUUUUGGUAUGACAGUCCUACACUGGGAUCACAACUGCUUUACAAACCCUCGAGUUUGGAGAAUAUGUUGAAACCUCAACGCAGGGUAAAAAAGGAGGACACAAUCCGAAUGAGGGCACUGAACAAAGUCCUUUAUAAAGCAAUCACAGAUCUGCUGAACAGCAGUGAAGUCAGCCCGGAGGUAUUUGACGAGAAAGUGGAGAUAUCCAAAGUUCUGUUGACUGUGGAUUUUUCAGCAUGUCGUGCCUACUGGGUACCAAGCGGAUUGCUUGAAAAAGAUAAUCGCAUUCAAAAAGUCUUAGAAAAAUAUUCUCCCCGUGUAAGACACCUUCUCAUAACUCAUCAAGUCAUGGGUUGUGUCCCACCUGUGGUCUUUGUUCGAGACCGAGAACAAGCAGCAAUUGCUGAGGUAGAGAGAUUGUUAGAAAUUGCUGAUUACGGCUCUGAAGAAACUUCUGAUGUAUCGCAAGUUUUGGACUCCAUCCAUGGGCAAUUCCCCGUAGACACUGCCUUGAAGCCUACACAUCUAGGACCGAUACCUGUCUCAUCCCAGCGGCCAUCAUCCGAACCUGACCAUUUCGGUAUUAACCACGACUUGCUAAACAGACAAAUACUGGAAUAUAAAAAGAAAAAUACUCACCGAUUAAUGGAAACAAAUAAUUUAACAUUGUCAGAGCAGCACCUAGAACAAAUAGCUCAGCUGAAAAAAUUACGACUAAAGAAGAAGAAGUUGAAUUGCAGUUUUGACGACAUUACUCCGGAGAUGUACUUGUUAGAAAAAUACAGCACAAACUCCUCAGACACAUUGUCAGAUAGAGAAGAGGAACUGAAGGAAUUAGGUGAGGACAUAAAAGAGCUAGAAUUAGAGGAAGAUGAUCCAGAAAAUCCAUUGAAAAUACCAAAAGAUUUAAAAUAAACUUUUUUUUUUUAACA
Messenger RNA from Leucoraja erinaceus (little skate), 1954 nucleotides. RefSeq names its product putative ribosome-binding factor A, mitochondrial. Gene Ontology annotation, biological process: rRNA processing. Bases 192 to 1937 code for a protein of 581 amino acids. Lineage: Eukaryota; Metazoa; Chordata; Chondrichthyes; Rajiformes; Rajidae. Gene Ontology annotation, molecular function: oxidoreductase activity, acting on the CH-OH group of donors, NAD or NADP as acceptor; NAD binding. The transcript has 11 exons. The record is from RefSeq and is a predicted model, not a curated record.